This is a messenger RNA of Cyclocybe aegerita, 2664 nucleotides long. The record is from the annotation of a GenBank genome assembly. Lineage: Eukaryota; Fungi; Basidiomycota; Agaricomycetes; Agaricales; Hemipholiotaceae.
AUGGUUAAAUACUACACUGUACAACCCGGCUGGGUGCACCCGCAACGUCGACCCCCCUUUCGGCCUGCACCCUUUGCCUUGGUCGACAACCCCACAACAUCUUCAAGUGCAACUCCAGCAUGCUCUGGGACGGCUCACCAACCCAUUGCAGGAGAAACGAAGCUGGUCGCUUGGUCAACCCAAAAGGAACCGUCAUCUGCACCGACUGGCAGCGACCAGCAGGAUGCUCCAGCACAACCCACGAUUCCAAACACGAGUGCUCGGGAUGCGGACAGGCCUCUCAUGGAGCUCAGAAGUGCCCUCGAGCUCAAGCAGCAUAAUCCAGGAAGCCCAUACAAAGCAGACGCAUGGAGGUGGCAUCUCGAGGCAACAGGCCUCAUCCACCAAUAUCCAACCCUUCCGUCCGAUUUUGAGCAAGGUUUUGAUGUCGGAAUUCCUGCUAUCUCCAGAACCUUCGCACCUGCCAAUAAAUCAUCAAUCGACACCUUCUCCGAGGAAUACAACCACAACAUCCAAAUUGAGUUCGAACGUGGGAGAUACAUUGGGCCAGCUUCCUGUGCGGAGGUUGAAGCCCUCCUGGGUCCCUUCCAGACUUCUCCGCUCUCUGUCAUUCCCAAGCCUGCUAAACCGGGCAAAUUUCGCCUCAUACAAAACCUCUCCUACCCUCUCAAAGCCAUUGACGGCGUCACUUCCAUCAACAGCGGCAUCAACUCAAACCAGUUCCCGUGCACCUGGGGAACCUUCUCCGUCAUCUGCCUUCUCAUCUCGCGGCUUCCCCCAGGCUCACAAGCAGCAGUUAGAGACGUCAAGGAAGCCUAUCGAACCAUUCCCAUCAAGCCCUCUCAAUGGCCAGGAUUGGUUGUACGACUGCGCGGUGAAGACCGUUUUGCAAUUGAUACCAGGAACUGCUUUGGACUUGCCUCGGGGGCAGGCUCCUAUGGGAUCGUUGGUGAUGCUGGUGCACAGGUCAUGCGAGCCAAUGGAAUCGGGCCUCUCUCGAAACCCAUCCCCCGACCAACCCCCAUCAUUGACCUCGUCGCGUACUCAGAUGCAAGCUCUGAAGUCGGCAUCGGCAUCACGAUUGGCCAAAAGUGGCGAGCCUGGCGACUCCUCCCAGGAUGGAAGGCAAACAACCGAGACAUCGGCUGGGCAGAGGCAACAAUCGAGGAGUCGUGGAAGGAUGGUGGAAAGGUCGCAGCAGGAACUGGCCAACAAACAGUAUCUUCCGUAUGUAAGGAGAACCCAGCUGACGGCCCUUCUCGUGGAGAAUAUGGCACGACGCAAGACCUCCUCCCUGCCAUCAACAUCCCCAAUCACCUCCAGCACUAUGUCGUCGAUUUCGACACACCUCAUACGCCAACGGAACUCCGCCUUGCACGAGAAGGCAAAGCAGCCCUCGCCGCCCCCAGGAUCAGCCCAGCCACACGACUCCUCCAACGCCAAAGCACCUCAGAGGGCCAGAUCCUCCAUGAAGAAGAAAUCCUCGCCCACUUCCAAGCCAGCAACCAAGCGGCACCACUUCUCUCCAGAGCACCGAAGCACAAAUGGAGGGCCAUACCAUCCACACUCCGCCCACACGUCUUUGCUCGAGAACGGCUUACACGUUGGAGACCAACCACGGUCCGUACUGCCACUGACAACCAGGGCCGGCCCACCCAUCUCUCCGCUGAAGACCUGGCCCGCAUUCUCGAGGUAAUGGCCGGGGCGUGGGCGGAUGGGACUCUGGAAGUCUAUGGGACAGGCCUCCUCACCUGGCACGCCUUCUGCGACAAGAACGGAGUUAGUGAGGAUCAGAGGGCCCCAGCCUCACCCCUCCUCAUCACCUCUCUCAUAGCCACCCUCUCAGGUGCUUUCUCUGGUGGCACCAUCGCCAACUACGUCUAUGGCAUCCGGGCAUGGCACAUCCUGCAUGGGGUCCCAUGGAAGAUGGUCGACCCUGAACUGGAGGCACUGCUCAAGGCCGCAGAAAAAGCAACCCCACCCACAUCAAAGAGGAAGCGAACACAAAAGAUUUCAUGGUUGCUUCGCGGUCAGCUAGACCUCUCAACGCCCCUCCAUGCUGCCGUUUAUGCCUGCUUGACAACCACAUUCUGGUCAGCUGCCCGAGUUGGUGAGUUCACGGUCAAAAACCUGACAAGCUUCGACGCAAACAAACAUGUCAAACCCUCAAACGUUACAACCACGACAGACCAGAACGGCUUCGAAACAACCGAGUUCUUCAUCCCCUCCACAAAGUCUGAACCCACCAACGGAGAGACAGUCUCAUGGUCGAGACAGAACGGAGACACAGACCCGGAGACUGCAUUCCACAACCACAUAGAUGUCAACUCACUGCCAAAUGGUGGCCACCUCUUUGCGUACAAAGUAGGCUCAGGAUACAAGCCACUGACAAAGCACAAGUUCAUUCAAAUUCUCACCACCGCAGCACGAGCAGCUGGCCUAGAGCCACUUCAAGGCCAUGGGAUCAGGAUUGGGUCAACACUCGAGUACCUCCUGAGGGGGAUUCCAUUUGAUGUGAUGAAAGCAAAGGGAAGGUGGGCAAGUGACGCCUUCCUCGUCUACCUCAGGAAGCAUGCCCAAAUCCUCGCACCAUACAUGCAAGCAGACCCAGUCCGCCAGGAAGAAUUUAUCAGGCUAACCAUGCCUCCACUACGCCGCCACUAA